Drosophila kikkawai is the source of this 2281-nucleotide messenger RNA. RefSeq lists its product as uncharacterized. The record is from RefSeq and is a predicted model, not a curated record. Lineage: Eukaryota; Metazoa; Arthropoda; Insecta; Diptera; Drosophilidae.
UGAGUGACGGAGCAUCGAGCUUUUUUUGCCUACCACCAAACAGUUGACUGCAACUUUGGCGCGACUUUUUUGCGAAGUGAACGACGGACGACGAAUCGAGAUCGCAGCGAAAUUAGAUGUGAAACAAGUGCAGAAGUGCCGAGACGAGGGAAAGAGGGAAAUAGAAAAGCGGCGUACCUGUGCAACGGCGCACUGUGUUAGCCAAGUGUAACGAUAAGCAGCGAUACCCAAUACCCCGACUAACUAAAGGAAAGCAACACACAUAAAUAAUACCCCUUAGUGGCCAGCAGCCAUGUCUACCACUACGAAACUGGAGCAGCAGCAGCACUCGAAGCCCAUACUGAGUCCAACCCGAUCCCUGGACGAAGGUUUCGAAAGCGAUCCGGAUCGGGUUUCCACAGAUUCGGAGCAUCAGACAAGUGGAACCGGCACUGGCAACACCACCACCACCACCAACACGAACAAUGCCAGCAAGCUGGCUCAGCUCAGCUCGGCGGCCACUGGCGGCGCCACCAAAGCGGCAUCGUCCAGUCCUCCAUCCUCGAAUACCAUCGGAAGUUCGGGCAGUGCCACCAGGGGUGCCCUCACCCUGGCCGCCCCGCAAAUCCAGAGGAGAGAGUUCUUCAAGGACCAGGGACCAAAGCUCCAGCGGCAACAGGCACCGCCACCGCAGCAUCAGCAGCAGCCUCGCCUGCAGUACCAAAAGCAGCGGCAACCGUUGGUCCCCAGUGCCGCCUCCAGUGUUCACAAUCAUCGGUUGACCUCGGGCAUUACUGGGUCCUCCGGCUCGGGAAACAACAGCCUGGGAAACACCGGAACUGCCACUUCCAACUAUCGGCGCGGACGUCGGCUCCACAUGAACCCCCAUCACCCCACCCGCAACGGAAUCCGUUCGCAUUCCGUGGACGCCAUAUCACGACACAAUCGCCACGGCUACGAUCCCAGUAGCCUGAUCCUAAAGCACGACGGGAAUGGCAAUAUCAGUAGCAGUAGCAGUGCGGCGGGAGGCGCUACCCGCAUGCUGAACUACAAGACAACGGGUGGCGGAGCAAGUGCAGCCGGAGCCCCAGCAGCAGGACAGGCUCUGCUGGUCCAGCCCAUCUCCAGUGCCACCCUGUCGCCCCUGGUGGCUGCUGGCGUUGUGGACGGCGUAGAGGGUGGCGGCUCGUCACCCGUGAUUGCCUCGGCCACCCACAGCCUGUACACCUUCUAUCCGGCGGAGGGAAACCUUCAGGUGUGGCAAACGGAGUGUGGCGACCUUACCUACAAGUCGUCCCGGAAUAUGCAUCAGCUUCACAAGGCACCAGUGUGCUGGACGCAGUCUAUACCCAGACAGGCCAGAAGAUAUAUAACCCCAGCAGCAGCAGCAUCUGCAUCGGCAACCGCAUCAACCUCAGCGGCAGGAGGCGUCGUCGCUGGCACAAAUCUGGCAGUGUAUCCCACAGCCACCGCCCAGGUGUAUCGCUCCAACAACGGACUGGAUGUCCUGGAUUGCGCUGGACUGGAGCACCACACUGCUAGUGCGAUGACCACAUCCGGACACUCCGGCAGCUCAGGCUUCUCCCAGCGCCUCAGGGAACUGGCCGCCUCCGCGGGCCUGCUCUCCCUGAAGCCCCGCCAGCCCCUCAAGCCGGUGAUCAAGACGCGCGGCUCGCCGGGUCCGGAGUUCCCCAAGAAGGUCACCUUCAGUGCCUUUGCCACCGUGCAGGUGGUGUGAAAGUGGGGGGCGAACAGUGGGUCUAGCAUCUGUGGCAUCUGUGCAGGCGCAGAGCAAGUUUCAUCUUGCACUUGUUAACCAUUAUUUGUUGUUGUUUUUAUACUUGUUGCUGUUGUUAAAUGUUUAGCCAAAACUAUGGGAACCAUAGGCGAAGGAUGCGUCCAGAGAAUCUUAAAAAAAAAAAAAAAACAGAAACAAAAAUUGUUGUGCCAUUUUUGUGGCUUGAAAAUUUAAAUGAAAACCAUAUAGUAAAAAUUAAUUACACCCCAUAGCUGAAGCAAAUACCUCAAAUUUCUAUCUAUUCUCCUACUUUUCCUGCUUUUCAUUAACUUUCCCUUGGUAGACUGACUUUUUCAACAACUUUCUUAUAGUUCCUUUCGAUUUCCCCUCCACUAAAACAGUAUUUUCCAUCUCUUGAUCACUUUCCUCACAACCUCAUUUAAAAAAAAACACUAUUAUUAAUUUAAGACCAUAAGCUUCAAAAUUCUAAAUAUUUUCUAUUCUGUAAAUAUGAAUGAAUUUUUGCUUGAAACAAUUUAAACAGCAAAUAUAGUCAUAAAUAUA